Molecule: messenger RNA, 1308 nt
Organism: Osmia lignaria (orchard mason bee)
Lineage: Eukaryota; Metazoa; Arthropoda; Insecta; Hymenoptera; Megachilidae
Source: RefSeq, a predicted model, not a curated record
UAAAUCUUGUAUGAAGCACUAAUAAAAGAGUUUCAUUGUAUGUUACGGACAAUCUUGAUUAUCUUUACAUAUACAAGUAAUGAGUUUGAAAUUGAUAUGACUUAUGUAAUACACUAGUACAAGUUAACCUAUCUAUAGUCACAAGUAACAGACUUUCAGUAAAACAAUAAAACACUUAAAAUGUCAUCAAAAAAGUGGUUAGUAAUUGGUAUUACCGGGGCCACGUGCAGUGGAAAAACAACGUUAGCUAAUCGGCUACAAAAAGAAUUGAAAAAUUCAAUAAUAGUACAUCAAGAUAACUAUUUCUGGCCGAUAGAUGAUCCACAACAUGUAAAGAUACCGAAGCUUAAUCAUUUAAAUUGGGAAUUAAUGUCUAGUAUGGACAUGGAUAAAAUGCGAUCAGACAUUUUAAAAUUAAUUGAAUUUUCACCGAAUGACGUUAACAAAAUGGAAAAAAAUUGUAAAAGAGUUUUAAUUAUAGAUGGCUUUUUACUUUUUAAAUGGAAAGAAGGGAAAAAAGAGAGUAUGAGCCACGAGAUGUUCCAGGAUACUUUGAAGAAUACGUAUGGCCAGAAUAUUUGAAAUAUAAAGAUGAAAUAAUGAAAGAUAAAAAUUUAUGUAAAACGAUAACAUUCCUCGAUGGAUCGAAAGAUACCGAAGAAAUAUUUCAAAUGAUUUUCCCGCGAAUAAAACAAAUGUUAUCUUGAUGUUUUUAAAAAAUUUGUUAUACGUUCCAAAAUGCUGAAUAAAAGAUUUAAUUAAAAUUCUAAUAUAUUUUUUAUAAUGUGAGUCUCAGAUGUUUUUUGGCUAAGUUUAAAAUAAAACAAUUACAUUAAUUUUGUAUAUUAAACUUUUUAUAUAAAUGGUCACUUGGGGUUUUAUUAUAAAAUUUAUAGAGUACUUACCUGAUACAAUUGUGUAUUGAGCAUUUCUUUUUAUAAAUCAUAAGUAAAUUUGUAUUCCUGUUCUUUGUUUUCUUUUAGUGAUAAAUAUAUGUACAUGUCAUUAUUGUAUUAUCAGUAAUGUACCUGAUUUUAUGAACCUUGAAAAUGCCCAUGUGUAAAACGAAUGUAAUUUGCUUAUUGUUUACAUUAUAAAUGUAAUAAUUUUGUAGUUGUUUAUCACAAUAUUCUAACUACACAUAUACAAUUUUGUUCAUAAUGCAUGUAAAGCCUGCUUCAGAUGCUAAGUAAUUAUUAAGGAAAUAAUUUUAAAUUUCAUUCUAUACGCAUAGUAUAUUUUGUACAAAAAUUAAUUGUAUAAGGCUUAGAAAAUAAAGCAUAUUCGAGUUGGUAACUCCUUCACAGA